CACCAGUCAGAUCGUGGUGCAGGAGCGGGACUGGGCGGGCCUUGCCGCGGCCUUCCUGACUGGCAUCGCGCUGCUGCGCGGCUGGGACUGGUUCAGGGCGGCCUACGCCAGGCGCCAGAGCCAUCGGUCCGAGGUGGUGAUCCAGCCGCCUGUGCCCGCGGCUAUUCAACCAGAGCCGGCCCCAGCAGCGUUCGGGAAGACGGUGCCCGAGCUGGUGCCGACAACUCUUCGCUCCCUUGACAUCAAGGAGUUUCAAGUUUUGGUGCACUUUCCCGAUGAUGCCAACGGCUUCUUCUGGCAUAUGCGCAUCCCCUUGGUUCGAGCUGGUGGCGCUGGAGUGUGGGUGACUUUGACGCCGACGCUGGACUUGUACACGCAUGACCUCAGUCGGAUUAGCCACAUCGUCUUGGGUCGUAAUGCAGCGUGGCCAGCUCGUGUAAAUAGAAAUGAGAUCUUCGGCUUCGACCCCAUCACGCGGGUCGAGCUCAACCAGUACAUCCAGCUCGCGCGGGUGCAGGCUCGCGUGGUUGCCGAUGAUGACGAGGACGCGGAGGCCCCUGAGAUGGUCUGGCUCCGCGCAGGGCCUGGUGUCGACAGGCUCGGUGAGGUCGUCCCGCAGGAGGUCGUGGACGAUCAGGAGCGUUUCAGUGAGAUCGGGGACUCGGCUGUGGCGGAGGUGAACGGCACCGUGAUUUGGGCAGCCAGGGUGAAUGCUGGCGAGCGUGAGGCCUGGCUCAAGGAGCCUCAGGCGGCCGAGCGCGACGACAGGAUCAUAGGAGUUCACCUGCGUAACGGCAAGCGCUACAUCAUGUUGAAGGAGGCUCUGGCUUUGUACUCGCAGGUGAAGUAUGAUGACUGGAGCUUCCCAGGGCCACGUCUUGCAAUGGAGUAUCUUGAGUUGGUCGACCAGGCUGGCGGAUUCGAGGUCUAUGAGCGCAACUGGCAGCACGACUCAGGCGUGUACCAGGGCUCGGCGGCGCCCCACCAGCAUCGAGCAGGCUCGGAGACGCUGCGCCUUCUGAUCGAGGUGGACCGGGUGGACGCCUCGAACCUUCAGGGGGUCGAGAACUUGUGCAGGCGGCAGGUGCAGCUCGAGAUGGCUGUCGAGCGCAACCCCGCCCACCCCGACUUCACGGGGCUCGAGGAGGUCAUGGGCGGCGCGGUCACCGCCUCCGGGGCGGCCAGCGUGGUGUCGUUCCGCGAGUGGGUCGCGGGCCGCCAGAAGGAUCGUGCGACGGUGCUCAAGCAGGCGAGGUUGGAGCGCGAGGAGCGGGGCUAUCUGACCCCGGCGGACUCGUCGGGCAAGAGGGUCCCGCGCCCGAAGGCCGACCCCAAGAAGAAGCUGAAGGACAAGGGAGGAGGCAAAGGCGGCGCGGCGGGCGAGGGGGCCCCGCUCCACCGCCGGGUGCUGCUCGCCGAGCGGUCCAUCGGCGUCUACUGGGCGAUCGGCGACAUGGUGAACCUUUCCCUCUGCCUCGGGAUCAUCCUCCAUCGAAGCAUGGACUCGAGAAGGGCCCUCGCUAUGUUCGACAGCGACGAGCUCGGCAGAUUUUUCGGUAUGGGCAAGCGGCUGUACAUCGGCGGCUUCAUCAGCGAGUGGCUGCAUGCGGUCGGGCACCUCCUGAUCUUGAUGAGCGGCGAGCCCUGGGGGUCCCCGAUGGAUGGCCUCCCAGCUGAGGCCGCGCAGAUGCUUCGCCACUUUGACACGCAGAUCGAGAGGAGCACGGAUGAGCUACUCAGUCUUGCGCCGGAGCUGCCGGAGCCGUACUGGGACCCGUCUCUCCGACGAUCUGCUGCUAAGCGCCGGCACUUGUUCAAGCACCUGGCCUGUCUCAGUCAUGGGCGGCCGCCCACCGUGCAGCUCGGAUCUGCGCGGGCCAUGGUGAACCUUGACCUGUCCGACGACAUCCUGAGCCAGUGCGGGGGUUUCGGGGGCGCAGCGUCCGUGCCCGUACUCGCUGGUGAUGCUGACGUCGACGACUGCUUCUACAAUUUCUCGAAGGUCCAGCUCGCCUCCUGGUUCUGCAUGGAGGGCGGCUACACCGCGGACGACGCUCGCGAGUUUGGAAUUCAUCACAUCUGGGAUGACGAUCUCAGGCGCUACGACCUUCUGAGACCUGGCGAGCAGUUGUUUAUCUGUUUUGAAGGACUCUGCAUGGGAUGGUCGUGGUCACUCUACUUGUGCCAGAAGUUUUUCGAACGCUUGUUGCAUCGCAGCAUCCUCUCGGUCUCGGUGGCGUGCUGCGGGAUCGAGCUCCUGCCCCCGAGCUGGCUCCUGAUGGAGGUUUGGCUUGGCAACGCUGUCUGCAUGUUCUCGCUGGCGCCUGAGCUCCUCUCGGUACUGCAGGAGGCCUACACCUUUGUCGCGGAGGCGCGUGGCCGAAGGCUAGCCAUCCCCUCCAGUGUACGAUUGGAGAUGGAGCUGGUCCGUCGGCUGGUUUUCGUCAUCGAGGCGGAGGUCGGUGCUCCUAUCUGGCGGGAGGUGCACAUGGGCGACUCGUCGACCUUCGGCUACGCCCUGCUCUCUACGCCGUGCCAGGUCCAGGAGUUCCAUGAUGCAGUGAAGUAUCGCGAGCGCUGGAGGUACCGCAAGGUCCAGUGCCUGCAGCCCGUCAGGCUCGACGCCCCCGGCGUGGUCGACGAGCUGGGCGGCCUCUCCGCCCGCGGCGACUUCGGCGAAGGCGGCUUCUGCGCCUCGGCUGUGCCUGGCCGAGCAGCUGGGCUCAAGACGGGCGCCCACGCGAGCUACGGCCAGUACCUCAACCAGCGUGCCACCGAGGCGCGGCAGGGGUGGCGCCCUCUUCGCGACACCGUAGAGGCCCAGGCGCCGCCCGAGGUGGAUGUCGAGCUCGGCGACGGCAUUCCGCCUUUGUCCGAGGCGUGGUCACGGCGGGAUCGCUGGACUACGCUGCACGAGCGAGAGUGGCAGUGGCCUGAGGAGCACAUCAACGCAAAGGAGGGGCGUGUCACCCUCCAGUCUCUCCGGCACUUUGGGAGGGAUGCUCGUGCUCACGGCCAUCGCUGUCUGUGCAUAGGCGAUAACUUGGUGACGUUGAGCGGGUUCGAGAGGGGGCGGUUCAAAAGUCACGCCCUCAACACUCUUGCUCGUCGGUCAGUCCCUUAUCGUCUCGGCUGCGGUAUUGACAUGAGGUAUCGGCACAUUGUGAGUGAUCGGAACGUUGCCGACGAGGGCUCGAGGCGCUUCGAUGUCGUUCGAGCUCGCGAUCGCCCUGUCGACAGGUUCGGGAACGUGCGCAAGCCGCAGGAUGUGAUCUUCCUGGAGCUGUUCGCGGGCUCUGCGGGGCUCUCUCGGGCUGUGCGGCGACUGGGGCUACGUGGGUGCGGCGCACGGCUGCAGCAGGGGCGUAUCCGCCUGCCCUCUGCUGUGCCUGGGCCCGCGCCAUAUGGUGGGCUGCCCCUGGCGCUGCCCGUGGACAGCGGCCGCGCUGGUUCGAGGACUGGGGGGCUUCUCUUAGGGAAGCCGUUGCUACCAGCGAGCGUCGACGUCGGCGGGGUGCAGCAGUGGCUGCGAGGAGGAGACCUCAGUCCUGGUUUUCUCCGCCGUGGUACGGCGGGCCUCAAGACCUUGGAGAACUAUCGGAAGGCCACGACUGAUUUCGUCUCCUGGGCCAAGAGACGCGGCAAGCCUUUGCAGCCGCCUCAGGUCCUUGCGAAGACUAUGGAGCGUUACUGCGAGAAGCUGGCUCUGUCUGGUUACAGUCCCGCUGCUGGCCGUCUAGUGGUAUAUGGCUGGGCCAGGUCGGACAAUCGCAAAGUGAUGCUGAACCACCUUGACCCCGUGAUCGAGGCUCUGAAAGGCUGGCCCAAGUUGGUCCGCGAGUUCGUCGUCAAGCCAAGCCCUGAGGAUAUCAUUUUCCUGGUGCUCUUGUGGCUUGCCGAGAACGACGGCGUAGAGGCGGCGGCGGCAGGCAUCCUCCAGUAUGACUUGUACGCUCGACCGUCCGAGAUCCUCGACCUUCACUACGACGAUGUCAUUACGCCCACCUCGGCAGCAGCGGCACCUUAUCGUGAAUGGGCCGUCGUUUUUGGCCCUUCAGACAGAGGCAGACGCACUAAGACUGGCAACGUUGACGAGCACGUUAUUUGUGGUUCACAUGGGCGCGAGUGGGUUGUGGAGCUGUUGUCGCUGCUCCACCGUGCGACGCCUAAGGGGGCUUUGCUCUUCCCACAUCUCACCUUGCCCAUGUACGAACAGGAGAUACAGCGGGCUGUGAAAGCGCUCGGCCUCUCGUCCCUCAGCAUCGCUCCACAUGUUCUUCGGCACUCAG
Prorocentrum cordatum is the source of this 4289-nucleotide messenger RNA. The record is from the annotation of a GenBank genome assembly. Lineage: Eukaryota; Dinophyceae; Prorocentrales; Prorocentraceae.